CGCAGUUUCGCCGCACGAGGCCCUCAAAGUCAACUCUGGAUUUGCCUCUGGCUCCUGCAGACAAUUAUUGAUCUCACAUGGCAGAGCAACUUUCCCAUGCUGGAUUUUUUCGUUUCAUGCAAAAACGCGUUGAUUGAAUAUAAAUUUAUCAAUAUUAGAGAAAUGUUUAAAGAAGGGAAAUUGCAAGAAGUCACUGCAUCACCAUUCAUCUGCAGAAGCUGCAAUAUACAAUUAUGGGACCUGGAGCUGUUAAAACAGCACUACAAAUCUGAAUGGCAUAAGUACAACUUAAAGAGAAAGAUAGUUAAUCAACUACCGACCACAUUAGUGGAGUUUGAGACGUUAAAUAACAUGAAAAGUAAACUUGAACAAUCAAAGGAAAAUCGUUAUUGCACCAUAUGUUGCAAAAAGUUUAACACAAAGAAUCAAUAUGAGAAUCAUCUGAUCUCAAAGAAGCAUAAGGAAAAUUCUGACAAAUUAGAAAAUAGUGACAACAAAGUGUCCCAAGAAACUAAAAAUGUUAUAGGAAGCAUCAAUGAUGAUACGUCAGGUUUUGGCAAUUCCAUUUCGAUGAAAGAUAUAGUUUCCAAUAGGAAAACAAAUAUGGAGGUUAUAGAAAUUGAUUCAGUUGUAGAGUCUGUGGAUUCAGAUGAGUGGAUUAAGGAUACAGAGAAUCCUGUAGAUAAUAACAAUUGCCUAUUUUGCAAUCACCACAGCAGAUCACUAACACGUAAUUUAAAACACAUGACGGUUGCACAUACUUUCUUUAUACCAGAUCCUGAAUAUUGUGUGAAUUUGAGAGGUCUCUUGACAUAUCUGGGAGAGAAAAUAUUUGCUGGAUAUAUGUGCAUCUGGUGUAACGAUUCAGGCAAAGCAUUCCAAAGUACAGACGCGGCGAGGGCACAUAUGCUGGACAAGGGGCACUGCAAAAUGUUGCACGAGGGCGAGGCAUUGCUCGAAUAUAGCGAUUUCUAUGAUUAUUCGUCCAGUUAUCCGGACGCUGAGAAUGGCGAGAAUCCAGACGUAGAAGUGGCACUACCCGACGAAUUGGACGAUUUCGAUUAUCAGAUGAUGUUACCAUCUGGCAACGUAAUUGGCCAUCGGGCGCUGAUGACAUACUACAAGCAGAAAUUGAACCCGAAUAGUACGGUCGAUUUGUCGGUGAGCCACAAAAUGCGCAAGAUGUUACUGCAAUAUCGAUCACUCGGAUGGACAAAUACGAAGAGGCAAGAGGUUGUGCGGAAAGCCCGAGAUAUCAAGUAUAUGCAAAGGUUACAAGCCAGGUAUGCAACACAGUUGCAGUUUAAGGCGAACAAGUUGCAACGUCACUUUAGGAAACAAAUGAUGUUUUGAACUUUGGCCACUCUUGGAUGUUAUAGAAGACUGCGAAGCAAAGAUUCUUUUGUAUCACCGAUAUUGCUACGUUGUUGUAUUACAUGUUACGAUUGUAUUGUAUAUUUAGUGUAAAAAUAAACAAAUGUAUUUAUA
Molecule: messenger RNA, 1488 nt
Organism: Harpegnathos saltator (Jerdon's jumping ant)
Lineage: Eukaryota; Metazoa; Arthropoda; Insecta; Hymenoptera; Formicidae
Product: zinc finger protein 622
Exons: 3
Coding region: 97-1353 (418 amino acids)
Biological process (GO): ribosomal large subunit biogenesis
Cellular component (GO): preribosome, large subunit precursor
Molecular function (GO): zinc ion binding; nucleic acid binding
Source: RefSeq, a predicted model, not a curated record